AUGGCUCAAAUGCUCCAAACCAUGCAGGAGCAAAAAGCCAACAUGAAUGCUAGGUUCCAAGAUUUAGAGCGGAAUACCCAACUUCUACAUUCUCAUUCCCAAUUCAUUAGUAAGCUAGAGACCCAGAUUGGUCAAAUAGCCGAAGCAGUCAAUAGGAGGGAACAAAGCCAAUUGCCUAGUCAAGUCAUAGGUAACCCUAGUGGUUCUUCUCAACAGAGAGGGUUUUUCGAACAAGUUAAGGCCGUGAUGACUCUUCGGAGUAACCAAGAGCUAAUUAGGCCUAAGAGGGAAGUAAAAGUUCAGGGUAGAGAAGAGGAAGGGACCAAGCCAAAGAGAGUGAGAAUUAACAUUCCACUCUUAGAUGCCAUUAAACAAGUACCUGCUUAUGCUAAAUUCCUCAAGGGCUUGUGCACGCAAAAGAGGCGAAUGAAAUCUCACACACCCAAGACUGUACAUUUACCGGAAAAUGUAAGUGCGGUUGUCUCAAACCGCAUUCCCCUGAAGUUAAAGGAUCUUGGAGCUCCUGUUAUUUCUUGUGUGAUAGGUAAUGUCACGACUGAUAGAGCACUCUUAGACUUAGGGGCAAGCGUGAACUUAUUACCCACUUCCGUGUAUGAACAGUUUAACUUAGGUGAGCUCAAGUCUACUAAAGUCAUCCUGCAGUUAGCUGACCGAUCGGUCAAAAUGCCUAGGGGCCUAAUUGAGGACGUGUUAGUUAAAGUUGACGAACUACAUUUUCCGGUGGAUUUUCUUGUCUUAGACAUGGAGUAUAUGAGCAGUGGAAGUAUGCCACCAAGGGAGACUUUUUCUAGCAACGGCAAAUGCUUGCAUUAA
Pistacia vera is the source of this 834-nucleotide messenger RNA. RefSeq lists its product as uncharacterized. Bases 1 to 834 code for a protein of 277 amino acids. The transcript is spliced from 2 exons. Lineage: Eukaryota; Viridiplantae; Streptophyta; Magnoliopsida; Sapindales; Anacardiaceae. The record is from RefSeq and is a predicted model, not a curated record.